This is a messenger RNA of Carlito syrichta (Philippine tarsier), 762 nucleotides long. It is a transcript of the gene R3HDML, whose product is annotated as R3H domain containing like. Bases 1 to 762 code for a protein of 253 amino acids. NCBI's taxonomy places the organism in Eukaryota, Metazoa, Chordata, Mammalia, Primates, Tarsiidae. The record is from RefSeq and is a predicted model, not a curated record. The transcript has 5 exons.
AUGCCCCUGCUUCCCGGCACCGUGGGCCUUGCAGGCCUGCUUUUCUGGGUGGGCCAGACAGUGAACGCCUUGAUGGUACCCAAUGCUACCUUGGCCCUGGCCCAGACUGAGGGCAUAGCCGUGCAACCCCUGAGUGGCCUGGGGGUCCCCCAGCGCCUCCGGAAGCGCCACAUCUCUGUCCGGGACAUGAGUGCCCUGUUGGAUUAUCACAACCACAUCCGGGCCAGCGUGCGCCCACCUGCCGCCAACAUGGAAUAUAUGGUCUGGGAUGAGCAGCUGGCCAGGUCUGCCAAGGCCUGGGCCACCCAGUGCAUUUGGGCUCAUGGGCCCUCACAGCUGAUGAGAUAUGUGGGCCAGAACCUCUCCAUCCAUUCUGGCCGGUACCGCUCGGUGGUAGAUCUGGUGAAGUCCUGGUCUGAGGAGAGACAGCAUUACCUGUUUCCACCCCCAAGGGACUGUAAUCCACACUGCCCAUGGCGCUGCAGUGGCCCCGUCUGCUCCCAUUACACCCAGAUGGUGUGGGCAUCCUCCAGUCGGCUAGGCUGUGCCAUCCAUACCUGUGGCAGCAUCAAGGUCUGGGGCAGCACCUGGCAUCAGGCAAUAUACCUGGUCUGCAACUACGCUAUUAAGGGCAACUGGAUUGGCGAGGCCCCAUACAAGAUGGGGAGGCCAUGUUCCGCCUGUCCCCCCAGUUACCAAGGCAGCUGUAGCAGCAACCUGUGCUUCUCUGGACUGAACUCCAACAGGCUCCGAUGGUUCUGA